CCUGACGCAUGCACGAUAUAAUGAAACCUCGCCGAGCAAUUUAAAACGGAUAAUGCCACGUAGGUCAAGAUUCUCUAUGUGGCGAAGCCGGACGCACCGCUUGACUCUGCCGACGACUGCACCGGAAUAUGCCUCCCCGGCGAGUGACCUGGAUCGACUCUCGUCACUUUCCCGAAAAGUAUAAAUGUCUCUCAUUCACACUCCCCAUCCUCGUGCCCUAGCCGUCCGUUACUCCUUUUUCCAGCCGCAACCUGCUGAAAAUAUCCUCAAUUUCUGCUCCAGACACGCAAUUUUUCUUUGCAUUUUCACGCAAUCCAGCUGAAAAUUGGCGUUUUUCUUCAGUAAUUGUUUAUACUCGGAAUACGAAGGGGUUUUCUUGUUAAGGUUGGUUGGUGGUGAGGGCUUCGAGCUGUCGGUGCGGUAAUGGGAGAGGCAGAAGUGGCUUUUUCCGGUUGGAGGGGUUUCAUUUCUUUGCUGUUUUGAGCUUAUGGGGUCACACAAUUUCGGCGGCUGUGCAGGCGGUGUUCGGACUAAGGCCUUGCGGGAGGAAGCUGAGGUUCGAAAAUUGGAAGGUGUUUCCGCUGGAAUUAAACGUCCCUUUAACAAAUGGACCUCUGCAGCCAGCCGAAAAGGUGAGGUUUGUGCUGUUUAUUCCUCUUCAGUAGCUUCUUGGAACAAUGCUAUAGAAGAUGAAGUUUGUAGGGAUGUUGAUCAGCAAUCAGUUAUCUGGAGCAAGGAAACAUCUGAAGGCCACAACUCUAGUACUAAUGUUGCAAAGACAGCCAAACUAAAUGCUAGGUCACAGCUUAAACCUCGGAAAGCUGGAAGGAGUGCUUCUGGUAGUUCUAAGGGGUUGAAGAUGUUAGAGGUGGAUGGCUCUGUCCGUAAAACUGGUGAAGAUGAUGCAAGACCUAUAGAAACUUUAUCAAAUCAUGCAAGCUGCAAUAAUGAAGAGAAAGUUCACAUGCCUAAGUUAAGGAACAACUCAACUGGCAAGAGAGGGGACAAGAGACUUGGAAAAACUUCAAGGGGUAAUUUAUGUCUAAAGAAUGGCUUGAUUAGCUUCUCUUCAGCUGCAAGUGGACACAACUUUCUUGGAAAUUAUGGUUUGAAAUCUGACACUUUGGACGUGGCUGAAAAAAUGGAGGAUAUGUCUUUGGAGGAGCUUCUUGAUGGCAGUUAUAUGAGUCCUCUUUUCACCAAAGACAAGGAAAAGAAGGCUACAAGCUCAAAUGAAAGUCUUCUUCAUGCGAUUAGAAAUGCUUGCUCUCUACUUCAGAAACCUGAACGGGUCAAGAGUUGCUCAGAUGAUGAUAAGAUAGCUGAGCCCAUGCAUAUUGCCUCUUCUUCAGCAACUGAAGCUGAUGGCAAUAAAGCAGAUGCCUGCACUUCGGCUGUAUCUUCAUAUGAUAAGCUUCAAUUGAUGACUGCUGGCGAGAGGGAGAGAAACUGCUGGCGAGAGGAAGAGAAGCUGCUGGCGAGAGUUUGCCUGUCAGUCUCGCCACUUGCACCGCCGCAGGCCAGACAGCACCUCCAACAACAAACGUCGCACACCGGCACACCCCUGGGGCAGCAACUCCGAUUUCGCAGGGCGCAGGGCAGACCGCGGAAUGGAGCUCAAGAAUUGGAAGCCUAACUGCUCAGUCCGAGACUCCGAGGAAGCGUGUGGUAAGAUUAAAACAGCUGAAGCUUGUGUCAAUCUUCCACCAUGCAAACGCGUGGAUAUUUUGAAGCACAUUUCACUCCCCCCAACAAAGGAUUUGGAUGCUUUGCUUCUUGAUGCAACCAAACACACAUCUUCCAGAAACAACCCUGAUCCUCGUCUAGGCAAGCCAACAUCAUCGCAACGAAUUGGCUUGCAUCCUUUUCCUUGGUCACAUGGGUACUCCGGAAACCACAAAUCUGGGCCUGAUGCAUCGAAACCAUCAACAAGUAGGACAGCUUGCCAAGGCAAGUGGGUAAGGGUGAAAGACAUAUUUACUCCUCAAGAAGGAUGUCCUAGUUUUGCAGUAGAUUUGCAAUCUCUCACUUAUGAUCACAGUCUAGUUCCAUCAGGAAGUAAACCAUCUGUGAUUCCAGAAAGAGGAAAUCAGAUCAAACAUCCUUGUGACACUCAAAAUGGUGAACCCCUAGAAAGUCAAAGUCAGAGUCAUGUUCCUUCAGGAGGUCAAACAUCUGACCUUUCAGAAAAAGGAAAUACCCCAGCAGUCCAAACUGAAUUUGCUUCCUUUGACAGAGUUCUUUCAUCAUUCGCUACUUGUUCUAUUUCCCAAGUUUCUUCAGAGGAACCAUCCCCAAGGUGUUUGACCGCUGCACGGACACUGUGUGAAAUUGCAACCCGAUCAGUGAAGCGCAGAACGAAUGGAACGGUAAAGUGUUUUAAUAAACCUAGUCAAAAGUCCACAAGAGCUCCUCCAAAGCUGAAGUUGAGUGAGAAACCAGAAAAACCAUUUGCAGCACCAAAGAGUAUGGAUAUGAUGAGAGCUUGCGAGGGGAUGCUUCCACCCAAAAGACCUAAACUAAUGUUGGACGGAGAGAGAAACGGAAAAGCCAUUCCGAGAAACUCUGACAGAAAGCAUUGGUCGGCUCCACGAUCAGUUAGACCGUCUUCGAGCAAAUAUUAUAAAGACACAACAAGUUCAGAAACAAAAGGUCACAGUAACAGCAGCUUUGUAGAUAAAUUAUAUAUGAUUAAGGGAUGUAGUAGUCAGCAAAAAGCAUUCAAGUAGCAAGAUGAUGACUGAAGCUCAUCAACAAACAAGGGCUGUAUAUGAAGAUUCAUUCUGUUUUAACUUUUAGAUCUCACCAAAAGUGGUAGGUGUUUUGUAAAUUCCGUCUGUAUGAAGAAAGAAGGGAGCUGGUGGCCGUGAUCUUGAUUUCAGGAGAAACAGGCAAGCCUGCCCUGUUGUAUCAUUAUUAUUUGUUUAAUGUUAUGUAAUCAGAACUGUAAUAUCCAAUCAAAUAUUCUUCCUUCUCCAUCUUUCAUGUAAAGUGGUUCGAAUUUAUUAUCUCCGCUCAUAAAAUGUACGGUAGAGGAUUGGAGUUAAAGGUCUUACAAAUUUGGUGGGAUGGUAAGAAAAGGAUAAUAGAAACAUGUCACAACUCGC
Messenger RNA from Cuscuta europaea, 3107 nucleotides. NCBI's taxonomy places the organism in Eukaryota, Viridiplantae, Streptophyta, Magnoliopsida, Solanales, Convolvulaceae. The record is from the annotation of a GenBank genome assembly.